This is a messenger RNA of Aspergillus udagawae, 489 nucleotides long. RefSeq lists its product as uncharacterized. Bases 1 to 489 code for a protein of 162 amino acids. Gene Ontology annotation, molecular function: methyltransferase activity. NCBI's taxonomy places the organism in Eukaryota, Fungi, Ascomycota, Eurotiomycetes, Eurotiales, Aspergillaceae. The transcript is spliced from 4 exons. The record is from RefSeq and is a predicted model, not a curated record.
AUGUCCUCUGUCAAUUUCACGGAUCUGACCAGCCAGAUCGAGGCUGUUGCAGCCUCUACAACAGACCUCCAGGUGAAUGAGGCAGACCGGAAGCGUCUCCUCCAAGCGUGUGAUCGACUCCGGAAGAAAUUGGAAUCCCCGUUUGAAUUCACCUUACGGACCAUCUUUGCGGCAUGCUUUCUUUCUUUCUUUCUCAGAGGCUGGAACUGCUGUAAAGGUUAUCCAGCCAUAGCAUUACGGUUGGGCAUUGAUAUGAAGCUCUUUGAUGCGGUAGCGCAGUAUACCAAGUCCUCCGGUGGAGGGACAGUGACUCUAUCGCAGCUGGCUGAGAUGAGCAAAGCCGAUCCUCUUCUCGUGUCGCGCAUCAUGCGCUUCCUAUCCGCACGGGGAACCUUCAAUGAGAUUGAGAAAGACGUGUAUGCUUCCACCCCGCUGGCAGCCGCCUACAUCUCCAGCUCGCCUCUCUCCGCCACCGUCAUCCAUGUAUAA